Messenger RNA from Ictalurus furcatus (blue catfish), 4469 nucleotides. RefSeq names its product MYD88 innate immune signal transduction adaptor (gene myd88). Gene Ontology annotation, biological process: Toll signaling pathway; positive regulation of canonical NF-kappaB signal transduction; defense response to Gram-positive bacterium. Bases 290 to 1144 code for a protein of 284 amino acids. NCBI's taxonomy places the organism in Eukaryota, Metazoa, Chordata, Actinopteri, Siluriformes, Ictaluridae. Gene Ontology annotation, cellular component: plasma membrane. The transcript is spliced from 5 exons. Gene Ontology annotation, molecular function: TIR domain binding; Toll-like receptor binding. The record is from RefSeq and is a predicted model, not a curated record.
GGAAGCUACUUCCGGUAUUGAGAUGACGCGGGACCGACUCGGCGUGUGAUUGGCUGUUUGAGAAACGUCACUGAUGAUGACAUUCACGAUUAUUUCCUCUUUCCCGGAGAUAAACUUAGUAAGCCAAUAAAGUAUGUACGCCGUUUAUUCAGCUUAGUCUUUUUUUAUUUUUAUUUACAUUGUUGUCUGAAAUGAGUUAAAAGUAGCAAUUUGUCGGUUUUUACCACCGUAAGGGAAGUUAUUAAUUUAAAAAAACCAAAAAGUUUGAUACACUUGUUUGUGACGCAUCAUGUCGUCGAGUUCAUCUUCAUGCAUUGACUAUGAGUCGAUUCCAGCCAUCGCUCUGAACUACAGCGUGAGAAAAAGACUGGCUUUGUAUUUAAACCCCACGAACACGGUGGCAGCAGACUGGACCGAAAUCGCCGAGAAAAUGGAGUUCACCUACCUGGAGAUUAAAAACUACGAGAAGAGAGAGAAUCCCACCCGGAAGCUGCUGGAGGAAUGGCAGACCCGAGCUGGGGCCACGGUGGGCAAACUGCUGUCCUUCCUGGAGCAGGCAGAGAGGAAAGACAUCAUCUUAGACCUGCAGCAACUUAUAGAUGACGACUGCAGGAAGUAUUUAGAGAGGCAAAAGGAGCUUCCUGUUCAGGUGCCCGAGGUGGACAGCGGGCACCAGGAUCGAGAAAUUGUGUAUUGUGUCCUGGUCUCCUGUUCAGGUCACAUGCCGGAGAUGUUCGACGCUUUCAUUUGCUACUGCCAGAACGACUUCCAGUUUGUCCAUGAGAUGAUCAGACAGCUGGAGCAGACCGACUACAACCUGAAGCUGUGCGUGUUUGACCGUGACGUCCUGCCCGGGACGUGUGUGUGGACCAUCACCAGCGAGCUCAUCGAGAUAAGGUGCAAGAGGAUGGUGGUCGUCAUUUCUGAUGAUUACCUGGACAGCGAUGCUUGUGACUUCCAGACUAAAUUCGCCCUCAGUCUUUGCCCAGGGGCUCGGACCAAACGGCUGAUUCCUGUGGUCUACAAGCCCAUGAAGAAGCCCUUUCCCAGUAUUCUGCGUUUCCUGACCGUGUGUGACUACACCAGGCCGUGUACACAGUCCUGGUUCUGGGUUCGACUGGCCAAAGCCCUUUCCCUUCCCUGAACACGGGUACAUCCAUCUCGCGGAGUGACGCGACUGUCAUUAAUGUUUACAUGCACUGCUGCACGUCCUGAUCAUUUCUGGUUUCAGUUAUUACACAAUUAAUAAUCCGUUUCAGUAAUAAUAAUAAUAAUCAGUACAUGCUGAGCCUGGUUCUUUUGCUGCAAAAGUCACAGCUGUUGCCAAAUUGAUGCCUUAUUUUAGAGUUAUGUUGUUAUUGCAAAAAAUUAUGUUCAGUUCAACUAAAUGGUCGAUAUACGGUCGUGAAAAAAUAAGUACACCCCAUGAAAAUUGUUGGCUUAUUUGAUGUAUUUGGACAAGCAAACGUUUGAUCAUCUUUGAAACAGCGCCUGUUAAUGAAGUUGAUAUGCUUGAACAAAAACGGGAAAAUUUGCUUUUUCAAUCAUUUAUUCAACAGAAAUAUCAAUAGAUAUAGUGAGAUUCUUCUGUAGGAAAAGUAAGUACACACUUGGCCUCAGAAGCUAGUACUGCCCCCUUUAGCAGAAUUAACCACUUGUAGGCGUUUUGCAUAACUGUCCACCAGGCUUGCUGGGAUUUUUGACCACUCUUCCAUGCGAUAUUCUUUGCUCCGACCCACAACAUUUCAAUGGGAUUCAAAUCCUAGGCCAUUUCAUAACCCGCCAUUCCUUGGUGGAUUUACUAGUGUGCUUAGGAUCAUUAUCCUGUUGAAAGGUCCACUUUCGGUUCAACUUUCAGACAGAUGGCCUCACAUUAUCUCAAGCACUCUUUGAUAUGAUGCAGAAUUCAUAGUUGAAUCAAUAAAUGCAAGCUGUUCAGUCCCUGAGGCAGCGAAGCAACCCCAGACCAUAACAUUUCCACCACCGUGCUUCACAGUCGGUAUGAGGGGCUUCUCCUGAAAAGCUGUCUUUUCUCUGUGCAAAACAUAUCUGCUGUUACUGUGGCCAAACAACUCUAUCUUCGAUCCAUCUGUCCAGAGAACAUUAUUCCAAAAGGUCACAUUUGUACAAUCUCUUUCUGAUUGUAGAAGCAUGCACUUUGACACCAACAGUUGCAAGAUUUACUAGCAGAUCCUGUGAUGGAAUGUUGGGGUUCUUGGAGACUUCUUUUUGCAUCAGACGGUCUGCUCUUGGGCUGAAUUUGCCGGGAUGGCCAGUCGUUUGAAAUCUGCGUCAUUUGUAGAUAAUUUUCCCUUACCGUUGAAUGAUGCAUUUCAAAUAAUUUAGAGAUCUUUUUAAAUCCCUUGCCAGACUCAUAGGCAUCCACAACCAUUUUUUCUGAAGGCCUUAAAGAACCCUUUAGAUCUUGGCAUGAUGACACGACACACAAAUAUUUUGAGCAUUAAACACAUAUGGAUAGUGCAUUUGUGGUCAAAAGUAUGUGGACACCUAUACGAGCUUGUCGGACAUCCCAAUCCCCAAACCACAGACGUUAAUCCGGUGUCCUGUAGAAAGUCACUCAGCUCUUCAGUACGACCCAUUCUGCUGCCAAUCAUUAGGAGGGGCGUCCACAUACUUUUGGUGAUUUUAUGUUGAGUGCAAUGCAAUGUUUCGUUUGUUUGACUUGACUUGAGGGAAGAAAUGGGGGAAAAUAGCUUCAGAUUCUACUACAAAUAUGUAUGAGAUAAUGUAUUAGUAUAUUAUAUUUUUACAGCAUAUUUAAACUUCAAAUAUUAUUCCUUCAGCAUUAGACAAUUGUAUUGUAUUUUUCUCCACACAUCAGUAAGAAUGUGAAAUAUGAUUUCUGGAAAAUACCAGGUUACGGAAUACUUGUCCAACAUCCCUGCCAGAGUAUGAGUGUAAAACUUCCUAAAUGUUUCAUAGUGAUAAAUAGCAGAAAAUAUGGUGCUUCAUUACAAAAUUUGACUCGGCACUGAUUUAUGGUUUAUGCAUUAUUUAUAAGAAUCUGUAUGAUUUCAGAACUUUUUUUUUGCUUCUCACAUUUUUUUAAUGGCUUUUUGGCAGCUGCAUGUUGUUACAGUGAUAUUUCACACGGUUUUAGUCAAAGACUUUCAUCUGUUACUUGUACUGCGCGAUGCUUAUUACUUCUCACUGGAUCUUUUUCAUUUUCAUGAUUUCUCAUGAAUCGAUGUGAAUCAAUGUACCCAAAGAUCACUGCACGUCCCAGGCUCAGAAAACUAUCAUUAAUAUUGACAAUCAUGCAUUUCACACUAAGAUACUAUAUUAUUGUAUGGAAAAUAAAUAAGAAAUUAAAUGACUUUUCUUCUUGUCUUUCAGCGCUGAUACAAAGAAUGUGCGUGAUUAUCAGUGUACUCUGGCAAAGCUCUGUUUUAUUUUUUGGGUUUUUUUUUUUUAACUUUACAUCCAUAAGAAAUAUUUUAUGGAUUUUGUACUCUGUGUAACUGGAUCCUUUCUUAAUAAAUAAGUGUUGUACAAACAGGUGUUCAUCAUGAAAUUAUUACUACUGGCUGAGUCUCACAUGAAUAACAUAAGCACACAGACUUUAAAAUAAAGAUGAUUACAGUAAAUUGUUGUUAAUAUUGCACACUAUAUAUCGGUUAAAGUACUACUGCAGUGAUUUUGCUGAAUUGUGUUCGCAGGCAAGUGUUAUAGCAUCAUAAAACAUACGGGCCAAUCAGAUUCCAGUAUGCAAAUAUAGGCCACGUAACACGUAGUUUAGAGGCGAAAGAGGCGGGUGCGCGUAGGAUUUCUAAUUCGCAUAUUCACAGAAUUUUGAUUUACUAAUGAAAGUAAUAGUAUAGACACUAACGUAACUUUUUUUUCUGUCGUCUAAAAAAAGCUAUUUAUUCUUUCAUUUAGGAAAUGAUUCCAGAUCGAAGGAGCAUCAAACCCUUGAAUAUCAGCUGAUCCCUAUACCCGUCUGGUAUUGUUAUCUUUAAAAACGAUUACGCUUCAAAAUUUUAUUAAUCGAAGCAAUACACAGUGUCACAAAGUGUAAAUUGUUCUUUUUUUUUUUUUUUUUAAUCCUAACAAUAGAAAAAAUGUCCAACUCUCUUUAUAUGUAAACAUUUCUGGAAGAAAUUUUUAACAAAGUCAAACCUAACACGAUUUUAGAGUUUUUAAGAAAAAUAAGGUUUUAAAAACCUUAUAUAGAGUCCGUUAGACAUUUCUCGCCAUGAAAGUAGCCAUAGAAGCUGGCAUGGCGUUAAAACACAAACACAAAAAUACAUUAAUUUUUCCAAAUCCAAUUCCAACUCGCAAUAUGUUUUCCCCAGUAUCCCAUCCACAAUUUUUUGCUGGUAUCUUUUUUUUUUUUCCUUCUCUCACCCUGGUAUAUCAGAUCCAUCUUCUCUCAUCCUGGAUAUCAGAUCCAUGCCAUCUCUAAUAAAAACAACCACUUUUUUUUUUUUUUUUUUUUUUUUUUUUUU